This is a messenger RNA of Penicillium paradoxum, 2457 nucleotides long. It is a transcript of the gene drs1, whose product is annotated as putative ATP-dependent RNA helicase DRS1. NCBI's taxonomy places the organism in Eukaryota, Fungi, Ascomycota, Eurotiomycetes, Eurotiales, Aspergillaceae. The record is from RefSeq and is a predicted model, not a curated record. Gene Ontology annotation, molecular function: ATP binding; RNA helicase activity; nucleic acid binding. The transcript is spliced from 2 exons. Bases 1 to 2457 code for a protein of 818 amino acids.
AUGGCUCCUCAAUCGGCGAAGCGGAGUUCCGCCAAAGACGACGAUUUCGUGUUCACGCUCUCUGACGACGAGACUGAGCCCCGGUUCGAAGAAGACGAUGACGACAACGAGAUGCAGGAUGACAAUGCGCCAUCAGUAGACAACAAAAAGCGCAAGCGCGAGGUCGAAGCCGCCAAGCCCAAGAACAAGAAGCAGAAGCAGCAAGAAAAGCAGCAAUUGAAGAACGCCAAGAAGAACAAGAAGAACACCGAACCCGUACCCGAACCCGAGUCGGAAGAGGAAGAAGAUGAUGAUGCUGCAGCGGACGCGACAGAAGACGACGGCGUCUUGAACCCCGAGUUCGAGUUCGAUGUUGGCGGUGUCGCGAACCGUGGUGUCACUGAAGGCUUCGAUGGUUGGGGUAUUGAUGAUAACGCGGAGAAGCGCUCUGGUGAUAAGAAGGCUGUCGACAUCGAUGAUAUCAUUGAGCGCAGGCAGGCCAAGAAGGCCGAGGCUGCUGCUAAGAAGCAAAAGAAGAAGGCCACCGAGGAAGAGGAGGAGAGCGCAUCCGAAGACGAGGCCGCAUCGGGCGACGAAAUGCCCGUCGACUUCGAGGACGAUGAGCUUAUGGCCGACGAUGCCUUUGGCAUGGGUGCGGAUGGCGAGGAGGAGAGCGAUGCCGAGGGCCCCGAGCCCGGCUCUGGAGACGAAGAUGAGGAUUCCGAUGAGGACAAGGACGAGAACGAGGAUUCGGAUGACGAUGCUGCAUCUGACAAUGACUCUGUUGCCACACCCGUUGGUCACCCAGAUGAUAUCGGCUCAGACCAAGAGUCCGAUGUAGAGAGCGUGGUGGACGAGGAGGAAGCAGAGAAGCGCAAGGCGUUCUUCGCCCCCGAAGAAAAGGUCGACACCAAGGCAAACAUGGCCAAGAUGACUUUCCAAGAAUUCAACCUUUCCCGCCCCAUUCUUCGAGGUCUCGCCUCAGUUGGAUUCACAGACCCCACUCCUAUCCAGCGCAAGGCAGUCCCCGUUGCUUUGCUGGGCAAGGAUAUUGUCGGUAGUGCCGUGACAGGUUCAGGAAAGACUGCUGCCUUCAUGAUUCCUAUUCUCGAGCGUCUUCUCUUCCGUCCCCGCAAGGUCCCUACAAGUCGUGUUGUGGUCCUGAUGCCCACUCGUGAGUUGGCUGUUCAGUGUUACAACGUUUCCGUCAAAUUGGCCACCUUCACAGAUGUCACAUUCUGUCAAUUGGUCGGUGGUUUCAGUCUUCGCGAGCAGGAGAACGUGCUCAAGAAGCGUCCCGAUGUCAUCAUCGCCACUCCUGGUCGUUUCAUUGAUCACAUGCGCAACUCUCCCAGCUUCACAGUCGAUACCCUCGAGAUUCUCGUUCUUGAUGAGGCCGAUCGUAUGCUUGAAGACGGUUUCGCCGACGAGUUGAACGAAAUUCUCACCACCAUUCCCAAGUCUCGUCAGACUAUGCUGUUCUCCGCGACCAUGACUGACUCAAUUGACAAGCUCAUUCGUGUUGGUAUGAACCGCCCAAUGCGGUUGAUGGUUGAUGCCAAGAAGAACACUGUAUCAACACUUGUUCAGGAGUUCGUGCGUCUCCGCCCUGGACGAGAGGACAAGCGUCUCGGUUACCUUCUCCACCUCUGCAAAGAAAUCUACACAAAGCGCGUCAUUAUCUUCUUCCGACAAAAGAAGGAAGCUCAUCGCGUCCGCAUCAUCUUCAGUCUAUUUGGCCUGAAGGCAGCUGAGCUGCACGGUAGUCUGAGCCAAGACCAGCGUAUCAAAUCCGUUGAAAACUUCCGAGAUGGCAAGGUUGCCUUCCUUCUCGCUACCGAUGUUGCGUCCCGUGGUCUGGAUAUCAAGGGUGUCGAGACUGUCAUUAACUACGAAGCUCCCCAGAGCCACGAGAUCUACCUGCACCGUGUUGGUCGUACCGCCCGUGCCGGCCGCUCUGGUCGUGCUUGCACAAUCGCCGCCGAGCCCGACCGUAAGAUCGUCAAGCUUGCUGUCCGAGCAGGAAAAGCACAAGGUGCCAAGAUUGCCAGUCGUGUGAUCGAGCAAGCCGUUGCAGACAGCUGGGCCCAAAAGGCUGAGGAUCUGGCCGACGAAGUCACCGAGAUCUUGCAGGAAGAGAAGACCGAGAAGCAGUUCUCCCAGGCUGAGAUGCAGUUCACCAAGGGUGAGAAUCUCAUGAAGCACGGCCACGAGAUCAUGUCGCGGCCAAAGCGCACGUGGUUCGAGACCGAGAAGGACAAGAAGGUUGCUCGCAAACUGGGUGCUGUCGAGCUCAACGGUCCCAAUACCAAGAAGAGCAAUGUCAAGCUGAGCAACAAGGACAAGAAACGUCUGGAUGAUGCACAGAUGAGACACGAUGGUAAUAUCGGGUGGAAGAAGGGUAAGGGCGAUGCCGCCAAUGCGAAGGCGCCCAACGGCAAGGGUAAGGGCAAGGGUCCCAAGAAGGGAAAGAAAUAA